AUGCACUAUCUCUUCUCGAUAGUUUUUGAAAACUCGCUCAUCUUUCCGCCCAUAACGAGACCCCGUCGAAUACUCGAAUGCGGGUUCGGUACCGGAGACUGGGCAAUCGAAGUUGCACAGCAACACCCGAGCUGCGAGGUGGUGGGCAUCGACAUUUGCCCGCACAUUUGGCCCGACGAAGCGCAAACGCCGCCAAAUCUGAACCUUCAAGUCGAUGAUCUGAAUGGAAGGUUCACCUUCCCAUCCAACCACUUCGACCUGGUCCACAGCCAGAUGAUGGCCGGAGGGAUUCAUUCGAAUCGAUGGAGGGAUUAUCUGCGCGACAUUCAUCGCGUGCUUCGGCCCGGCGGCUGGGUCCAAACGGUGGAAAUAUACUUCAACGCGCAGUCGGAUAACGGUACACUGACACAGAAUCACGCACUUCGAAGGUGGUCGAGACGAUACCUGGACAGCAUGCAACCGUACAAAGACCCCCGAGCUCCCUUGCAGAUGCAGAGCUGGAUGCAGAGUGCAGGCUUCGACUCGGUGGAGACGCAAAUGAUCCCGCUCCCGACCUGCGGAUGGUCCAACGGUACGGAAUCGCCAGACACGAGGUUGCAGAUUAUCGAUGCUAACCAGAGAUGCAAGAUCCACGGCAACAUCAGAUCGGCUUGGCAAACAGAGAGAACGACACUAUCCAAUGACGGAGUUCCGGGGGUAAGUUUCGAGCAGCCGCCACAAGCAAGCGUUCGGGAAAAGCAGCUGACCGCUUUGCUAUACAGCAUGACGUCCCAAGAGUUCCAAGUUCUGGUCGCACAGGCCAGAAGCGAGGCUGACAAUCCGGAGUUCAGGGGCGCAAGCGUCGUUGAGGCGAAUCAUUUUUUGGCGAAUCGGUUUAUUGCAGAUCCAGGGGAGCCUUGA
Molecule: messenger RNA, 900 nt
Organism: Colletotrichum gloeosporioides
Lineage: Eukaryota; Fungi; Ascomycota; Sordariomycetes; Glomerellales; Glomerellaceae
Exons: 6
Coding region: 1-900 (299 amino acids)
Molecular function (GO): methyltransferase activity
Source: RefSeq, a predicted model, not a curated record